Durusdinium trenchii is the source of this 1347-nucleotide messenger RNA. Lineage: Eukaryota; Dinophyceae; Suessiales; Symbiodiniaceae. The record is from the annotation of a GenBank genome assembly.
AUGGAUGCCAGGGAUUUUGUGUGCUAUGUUGGGAAGUCCCAGGAGAGUCACGGAGUGAAAGAGUUCCAGAUAGCUGUGGCACUGAUGGAAGGCCACAAGGAAUUGCUAAGCAAAAACGUUCCUUCUCAGUGGGGCGAGGUGCAGCUCUUCGAUGUGUGCCUCAGGUUGGGUCUCUUCGACACUGCCUGUGCCAUGGCUCAGAGAGGAGUCGGAGGCGGAUUGGACGUCCAUCACCUUAACAGGACUUUCUUUGAGUUUGAUCCUCGGUUUCCUGAUAAUGAGCAUGUUGAGCUUCUACACAGCCAAUACAGCUGCACAUGUUGCUGGGAUCAGCGGAAGACGUGUGACGGGUGCUGCUUCGGCUUCCCAAUCGACCAUGGCAUUUGGAUGGAGGACUGGGCUGCAAAUUGCAGGGAUGCUGCAGAAGAGGCUUGCCAGACAGCCAAGCACCCCUUGGUUUGGAACCUGCUGGAGGCCCUUCACUGUGGCACUGCAUUGCCUUUUGCCAUUUCUGAGGAGGCCAUGGUGCAUUUGAUGGACAUCGCCAUCCUCACCGGCGACAAGGAGGCAGCCAUGCACUGCGCAGAGCCUAUCCAUUGUGCGAGUUGUGGGCUUGACUAUUUGACGCAUCGAGCUUUCUACUUGGCCCGGGAUCAGGGUAACUUUUGUCUCGAAGACGACGAGGCCUCGGACACCAUUCCAAUUUCGGAGUGCGAAAUGCUCCGGAUCCUUGCGGCCCUCUCGGCCGGCACGGCGCUGCAGGACCUUCAGACAAAGUAUUUUGUUCAUGUACCCUUCCAAGCCGCAUUGGUUUUGUGCGGUGCUCGUCCUUGGGCCGACUUUGCAGAUCUGCUGUCACCCCCUGAAGCUCCGUGGGCGCUGCCAGAAGAGAACGGCCUGGGAGGCGGCAACCUCAUGAACUUCUCGCUCUUGGAUUGCGCAAUUCUUUUUGAACAAUCGGACUGCGCAGGUUUGCUGGCCACUGUGGGCACUGAGCUGUCUGACCUUGUUUGCUAUCUUUUGCGAAGGCUGGAUCCAGAUCCUGCACGCCAGGCUGCGGCGAUGGCAGCAGCCCGUGCGGCGUGGCAAAUUGCAUUGAAGUCGGAGAUUUCAGCCAAAGGAAUUGCUGUCUACCAGGCCAUGAAGAAGCUUUCACAGGGGAGAUCUUUUCCAGCUUUGCUGGUGGAUGAGGUGGUGGCUUUCUCUACGGAGGUUCCGAAGGUCAUCAAGGAUUUAGAUUUGUGGGAAGAUGCAAGUUUUUUGCUUUCGCCAACAUCCCAAGUUGAGAAAGAAUUGCAGAAAGCUGGGAGUUCAGAUGGUGCAGACUUUGCACAUAUGACUCCAUAG